AUGGAGGAGGGGUCAAGAACAACAAUGUUUUUAAGUAGCUGUAGGAAGAACUUGGUGGUGCAGUUCCUACUGAAGCACAGCAUCGAUGGAGUGCUCACAAGAGGGGCAGUUAUGGAGGCAGCAGAGGAGUACGGCAUUAGCAGGAAGACAGUUUACAAACUCUGGAACAAAGCAAAACAACAGAUGCAAAGGGGGGAACCUACAAUCAUGGAAGGCAAGGUUAAAGGCUAUCAUCAUUCUGAUAAAUUCAGUCUAGAUGAAGAAAAGGUAAGAGCUUUAUCCACACUUGAAAGGUCUUCAAUAAGGAAAAUGGCUUACAAAUUGUCUGUUAGCAAAAGCACAUUAGGUAGAGUUCAGUUUGAAAGCAUGUACAAUGUUGUGCAUAUUGAUGAAAAAUGGUUCUAUAUGACCAAGACAUCAGACAGGUAUUACCUCCUGCCUGAUGAGGUUGAGCCAUAUAGGGCAUGCAAGUCAAAGAGCAAAAGGAAAUCCAAGAAUAGGGCUAAAGGCACACUUGAGACUAAACCAAUUUCUUCAGUGAACAAGAGUGUGAUGAGGGACUGCAUUAUCAACAGGAUUGUACCAGCAAUUAAGGCCAAGUGGCCUGAGUGGGCAAGCAAAGAGAUCUAUAUCCAGCAAGACAAUGCCACACCCCACAUAAAUGGUGUGGAUGCUGAAUUUGAGGCUGUUGCCAAAUCAGAUGGAUUUAAAAUCCAUCUAAUUUGUCAACCACCCAAUUCGCCAGACACCAAUAUUUUAGACCUAGGGUUUUUCAGAGCCAUUCAGACAUUGCAACAUGAGAAACCAUGCAAUAAUGUUGACACAUUAUUGGAGAAUGUGUGCUUGCCUCACAGAGAUCAUGGUCGUGGGAAUAAUUACAAGGUCCCUCACAUUAACAAGGCCAGGUUGGAAAGAACUGUUGGACUGCCCAAUGCACUGGAUGUAGAUGAAGAUCUUGUGAGAGAUGUGUUGGAGUACUUACAGCAACCAGAGAACAAUGCUGGUUGUGGAUAUGACAUUAUGGCUUUGGCUAAUGCUUUUGGCUUCUAG
This is a messenger RNA of Salvia splendens (bonfire salvia), 1050 nucleotides long. RefSeq lists its product as uncharacterized. The record is from RefSeq and is a predicted model, not a curated record. The transcript has 5 exons. Lineage: Eukaryota; Viridiplantae; Streptophyta; Magnoliopsida; Lamiales; Lamiaceae. Gene Ontology annotation, molecular function: nucleic acid binding. Bases 1 to 1050 code for a protein of 349 amino acids.